This is a messenger RNA of Mercurialis annua (annual mercury), 3138 nucleotides long. Its product is annotated as phosphatidylinositol 4-phosphate 5-kinase 6-like. NCBI's taxonomy places the organism in Eukaryota, Viridiplantae, Streptophyta, Magnoliopsida, Malpighiales, Euphorbiaceae. The transcript has 8 exons. Gene Ontology annotation, molecular function: 1-phosphatidylinositol-4-phosphate 5-kinase activity; ATP binding. The record is from RefSeq and is a predicted model, not a curated record. Gene Ontology annotation, biological process: phosphatidylinositol metabolic process. Bases 405 to 2804 code for a protein of 799 amino acids.
UUUUAAGAAAAAAAAAACCAGAGAAAGAAAAAGAAAAAAGAAAAAGAAAAAGCCAGUCUUUAGUACCAACCUCUUCUUUCUUUUUUUUGUCUUCCCCAAAACAAUCUAACACUUCCAAUUUUUGUUUGAAAUCUGAAAAAAUACACAUACCCAAUUCAUUACCCCAUUAAAAACAACAAGAAAAAUACAGUCUUUCAACAAAAACAACAACAAAAGAUUGAUACUUUUGUUCUUGUUUUUGCUUGUUUUUAUUACCUUACACCCCACUUUUUCUGGGCUGUUUUUGUUUUCUCUUUUAAUCUUCAAGAACAUGAAUUUUUUGUCUCAUGAUAAUGCAAUAAGACCAAUAAAAAUGGAGUACCGGUAGAAAAAAAAGUUGUGUUUUCUGUUUGUUUAGAGAUAGAAUGAGCAAAGAAAAUGGAGGGUUUGUGAAGGGUUGGGAAGCAUCAGUAAGAAAAUCACAAGCUGCAAUAAAAAAGAGAUCAAAUUCACUCUUCGGAACAAUGAUGUCAGCAGCAGUAGCUCAUGCAGACGAUGAUGAUCCAUCUUCAACAGAGUCCUCUGUGAUUCACACAGAGAAAGUUUUCACCAAUGGUGAUUUUUACACAGGCCCUUGGCUUGACAAUCUCCCACAUGGCCAUGGUAAAUAUCUCUGGACAGACGGGUGUAUGUAUGUGGGGGAAUGGUAUAAAGGUAAAACUAUGGGGAAGGGUAAGUUUAGUUGGCCUUCUGGUGCUACUUAUGAGGGUGAUUUCAAAACUGGUUAUAUGGAUGGUAAAGGGACUUAUACAGGCUCCUCAGGGGAUACUUAUAGAGGUGCUUGGGUGAUGAAUUUGAGACAUGGACAUGGUUCUAAAAGCUAUGCUAAUGGGGAUUAUUAUGAUGGGGAUUGGAGGAGAGGGUUGCAAGAUGGUCAUGGUAGGUAUCAAUGGAAGAAUGGGAAUAACUAUAUUGGUCAUUGGAAGAAUGGUGUCAUGAAUGGGAAUGGGACUAUGAUUUGGAGUAAUGCUAAUAGAUAUGAUGGUUUUUGGGAGGAUGGUUUGCCUAAAGGAAAUGGUACAUUUAGAUGGUCUGAUGGGAGUUUUUAUGUUGGAGUUUGGAGUAAAGAGCCUAAGGAACAGAAUGGGACUUAUUAUCCUUCUGGUGCUUUAUCAGGGAAUUUGGAAUGGGAUCCACAGGAUGUGUUUCUGGUUGAGUUGAAUGAUUGUCAGAUUUCGGUUUGUGAGAAGAUUUCGAUUUUUCCUUCGCAGAAGAUUUUGAAUUUGCCUGGGGUUGAUCAAGGUGGGAGUGUUAAGCCUAUGAGAGGGAAUGCUGAUGAUGGAAGGCCAAGGCGUAUGUCUGUGGAUGGGAGGUUGAGUAAUUACAGUGUGGCUUCAAUGGAAAGUAAUGAGGGUUAUAAUGGUGGUGUGGAUGUUGAUUGGAGAGAUGGAGAGGAUGAUUUUGGUCAAUUUGAUGAUUUUGAAACAAAAAUGCAUAGAUUGAAUAUGCAGUCUGGGAAGAAGCAAGGCCAGACUAUUUCUAAAGGUCAUAAAAACUAUGAUCUCAUGCUAAAUCUGCAGCUGGGAAUCAGACAUUCAGUAGGAAGGCCUGCUCCUGCUAUAUCUCUUGAUCUUAAGGCUUCCGCUUUCGACCCCAAGGAAAAAGUUUGGACUAAGUUUCCUCCAGAGGGAUCCAAAUACACUCCACCUCACCAGUCUAGUGAUUUCAAAUGGAAGGAUUAUUGUCCAGUUGUUUUCAGGACUCUCAGGAAAUUGUUCAGUGUGGAUGCAGCUGAUUACAUGCUGUCGAUAUGCGGGAAUGAUGCUCUUAGGGAACUUGUCUCCCCCGGAAAAAGUGGCAGCUUCUUUUACUUGACAAAUGAUGACCGCUACAUGAUAAAGACAAUGAAGAAGUCGGAAGUAAAAGUCCUCUUAAGGAUGCUGCCAGCUUACUACAAUCAUGUCCGGGCAUUUGAGAACACUUUAGUUACCAAAUUUUACGGUCUUCAUUGCGUGAAGUUGGCGGGUCCGAAUCAAAAAAAGGUACGAUUUGUCAUAAUGGGGAACCUUUUCUGCGCGGAGUAUACCAUUCAUAGGCGUUUUGACUUGAAAGGUUCAUCCCAUGGUCGAACUACUGCUAAACCCGAGUCAGAAGUUGAUCCAACAAUGACCCUCAAAGAUCUUGAUCUCAAUUACAUCUUCAGAUUGCAAAAAUCUUGGUUUCAAGAGUUUUGCAGGCAAGUUGAUAGAGAUUGCGAUUUCCUUGAACAAGAGAGAAUUAUGGAUUACAGUCUCUUGGUGGGUAUUCACUUUCGAGAAACUUCGUACAGAGAAGCUGCGGCGACACCACCUCGUUUAUCUGGAGUUCGGACUCCUACUGGCCUACGCACCCCCACCGGACUUCUAACUCCCACUGGACUUCGAACUCCGACAGGCAAUUUUCUUUGUGCAGGAAAUUUAGAUACUGAUAAUGAUUUAGGAGCAUUACCACGCCUUUCUAGAGUAGACAUGGAUAAGCUUCUAUACGAUCCGACUCGAUGGGCAUCCAUAAAACUAGGCAUUAACAUGCCAGCGCGAGCUGAAAAGACGGUCAGAAAAAGUAUAUGUGAAGCUCAGCUGAUCGGAGAACCGACGGGAGAGUUAUACGAAAUAAUUUUAUCUUUUGGUAUAAUAGACAUACUACAAGAUUAUGAUAUAAGCAAAAAACUUGAGCAUGCAUACAAAUCAAUGCAAUACGACCCAACUUCGAUCUCUGCUGUCGAUCCAAAACAAUACUCGAAACGAUUUAGAGAUUUUGUAUUAAGAGCUUUUGUAGAAGAUACUUGAAGGGCCAUCAAGAUUGAGCAGACUCUUCAACUAGCAAUCUCUUAUUAAGUUAUAUGGUUACAAACAAAAGAUGUAUAUCUUAGGAAAAAGGUACAGAUUAGUGUGGUAAAGCAGAGUUACUGUAAAUCAGUUAACCAGGUGAAGAACCUAAUUAUUGAAAUUGAUUCUUUUUGUAACUACUUGUUUUUUCUUCAAGAAACUGACUAGAAUUCCAUGGGGUUGGGGUUCUGCAUUUGUACAGGAGUUGUAAUGUAAUGAAACUAACUUUUAGGGUCUUUUUUGAAUCUUGAGAAAUAAAUUAUUUCUUGAUCAUGUAUUAUUAGUCAUCCUUCAA